AUGACGAACUCGGUACACGGGACAGGGCGGGACGAUAGGCUGGGGAUAAUCGCAGCGCUCUUGGUAGCCGUGGUGGCCGUACUUGUGAGCUUCGUCACCAUGUUUGUACUGGUGAGGCAGGGGGCGGAUCUCAGCGAAAGGUCUCGGCAAGCGCAGCUAAACGGAAUGGAAGCGCACCUGAAGGAAAUGGAAGCCCAGGUGCAGGAGAUACAACAGUGGAGAGAACACCUGGACGUGCAGGUCAGUCCUCAGGGCCCGAGCGCUCGUGAACAGCAGAAUGGAGAGGGGCGUGGCAAGAGCGCCACCUUCCUGUACGGAGCUGAAGUGCAUCACCGAGAUAAGAGAUCUGUGUCCAACAUCGGGAAAUUUGCGAACAAGGUUACACUGCCAACGACUUUAGGGGGAUGUUUGGCUGGGAACCAGGGAGAACCCGGAAGGGACGGCAGAGAUGGCUCUACCGGACCUGUCGGUCCUCCUGGUCCCGCUGGUCCGACAGGCACGACUGGUCCCGCUGGUGCGACAGGUCUGACAGGGUCGCGUGGGAACCCAGGCCCUCCCGGCACGACAGGCACUGCUGGUCCGAUGGGACCGCGUGGAUACCCCGGGGCCGUGGGCUCUCCCGGUCCGGCUGUGCUGCUGCUCAACACCAACACCGGACCCGCCUCCUACAACUCGUCCUCAUUAGGGUGUAACCUGGGAGACCAUCCUGAUGAGGCAUCUUUCGUCAGCGCCAUCAACACCAUGACGCGCCAGGGAGGAGGCACCAAUACCGGAGCUGCGAUGGAGUACGCACGGCAAAAUGCGGCAUGGAGACCUGCACCUGUCCCAAAGAUCAUGAUAGUUCUGACCGACGGACAGUCAUCUGACAGCGUGGUGGCGGCUGCCCAGGCUCUGGCCGCGGACCAAGUGACCGUGUUCGCCAUCGGUGUGGGCAGCUUUGACCACUCGGAACUACUGGAGAUUACCAACAACAAACCAGGCCGAGUGUUUGAGCUGGCUGACUUUACCGGCCUGGCACAGAGCAUCAACCGGAUUGUUCGCGCCGUCUGCAACGACAUACGACUGGCUGGUGGAUCCGGUGACCACGAGGGAAGGGUGGAACUUUACCACAACGGACAAUGGGGGACGGUCUGUGACGACAGUUGGAGCCUGAGGGACGCCGAGGUGGUGUGCCGUCAGCUGGGGUUCUCUGGGGCUGAAUCGGCGCCAUGUUGCGCCUCCUUCGGUCAGGGAACUGGACAGAUCUGGCUGGAUGAUGUACAGUGCAGCGGGACACCCUGGAUUCCAACCGAGCAAACAACGUUACUAACAACCGAGCAAACAACGUUACUAACAACCGAGCAAACAACGUUACUAACAACCGAGCAAACAACGUUACUAACAACCAAGCAAACAACGUUGCAGACAACCGAGCAAACAACGUUACUGACAACUUUGUCAACAAGCGUUCCCCAGACAACCGAAGAUCAACUGACUACAAAUGCGUUCCCGAUACCUGAUCCGUGUGCUGUAACGUCAGACCUGUUCUUCGUUCUGGACGGAUCUGGCAGCGUCAGCGUUUCAGACUUCGACACAGUCAAACAGUUUGUUGUGGCAGUGGUCAGCGCUUUCACCAUCGGUUUAUCUGACACUAGAGUUGGCGUGCUCCAAUACUCAACUACCAGCUCAUUGGAGUGUAACCUGGGAGACCAUCCUGAUGAGGCAUCUUUCGUCAGCGCCAUCAACACCAUGACGCGCCAGGGAGGAGGCACCAACACCGGAGCUGCGAUGGAGUACGCACGGCAGAACGCCGCCUGGAGGCCAGCACCUGUCUCAAGGAUUAUGAUAGUUCUGACGGACGGAAAGGCAUCUGACAGCGUGGUGGCGGCUGCCCAGGCUCUGGCCGCGGACCAAGUGACCGUGUUCGCCAUUGGUGUGGGCAGCUUUGACCAUUCGGAACUACUGGAGAUUACCAACAACAAACCAGCCCGUGUGUUUGAGCUGGCUGCCUUUGACGCCAUGGCUCAAUACAUUAGUCGGAUUGCCCGGGCUGUCUGCAACGAUAUCCGGCUGGUCGGUGGAUCUGGUGACCACGAGGGAAGGGUGGAAGUCUACCACAACGAGCAGUGGGGGACGGUCUGUGACGACAGUUGGACACAACCAGACGCCGAGGUGGUGUGUCGCCAGCUGGGGUUCCCUGGUGCUGAGCGGGCAACAACUCUUGCCUCCUUUGGACAGGGUACCGGACAGAUCUGGCUGGAUGAUGUUGGGUGUACCGGGACUGAGUCACGUCUGCAAACCUGCAGUCACAGGGGAUGGGGCAGCCAUAACUGCGGACAUCAUAAAGAUGCUGGAGUUGUCUGCAAUGUUCCGCACUCCCCAGAUAUCCGACUUGUUGGUGGAUCCGGGGAACACGAGGGAAGGGUGGAAGUCUACCACGACGGACAAUGGGGGACGAUCUGUGACGACUGGUGGGGACAGACUGACGCCGAGGUGGUGUGCUGUCAGCUGGGGUUCCCUGGUGCUGAGCGAGCGACAUCUCGGGCUUCCUUCGGUCAGGGAACCGGGCAGAUCUGGUUGACUCGGGUCAGGUGCAUCGGGAGUGAGUCACGUCUGCAAAACUGCAGUCACAAUGGAUGGGGCAAUACUCCUUACUGCGGACAUCAUGAAGAUGCUGGAGUUGUUUGCAAUGAUCUCCGACUGGCAGGCGGAACUGUGGACCGCGAGGGAAGGGUGGAAGUUUUCCACAACGGACAAUGGGGGACGGUCUGUGACGAUGCCUGGGGACAGACUGACGCCGAGGUGGUGUGCCGUCAGCUGGGGUUGUCUGGUGCUGAGCAGGCAACAACUGGGGCUUCCUUCGGGCAGGGAACCGGGCCGAUCUGGCUGGAUGAUAUUGGGUGUACCGGAAGUGAGUCACGUGUACAAACCUGCAGUCACAGCGGAUGGGGCAAACAUAACUGCGGUCAUCAUAAAGAUGCUGGAGUUGUUUGUAAUGACAUACGGCUUGUUGGUGGAUCCGGUGACCACGAGGGAAGAGUGGAAAUCAACCACAACAGACAGUGGGGGACGGUCUGUGAUGAUAACUGGAGCCUGAGGGACGCCGAUGUGGUGUGCCGCCAGCUGGGGUUUCUUGGAGCCAAAUCCGCGCCGUGUUGCUCCACCUUCGGUCGGGGGAGCGGCCGGGUCUGGCUGGAUGAGGUGGGCUGCAGCGGGAAUCCUUGUAGUCCUGGUCAGCACCGAGUGCUGAAUGAACCAUGGCGGAACGUUGGACGUCGUGUCUCUUAUCAUUGUGACCGGAACUUCAACGGCGAGUGGUACCGCUUCAUGGGCUUGGCCGGGUCCCAAAUGCUAACGCGUAAUCCCGGGAGAACCAGCACAUGCGGCGCUACUUAUCCGACAUGGAUGAACGGAACCCACCCGACACCUGCCGACGGAGAGGUGUCCCGUCAGGUGUGCUCUUACAGGUACAGCGGUGACUCCUGCAGGUACCCAGCAACCAUCCAGGUGAAGGCGUGCCGUGCCGGGUACUACGUGUACAAGCUGCCCAGACGUAGUUGCAGCUAUGGGUAUUGCGGGGACACAGGUGUUCGACUGGCUGGCGGAACCGGAGACCACGAGGGUAGGGUGGAAAUCUUCCAUAGCGGUGAAUGGGGGACUGUCUGCGACAAUAACUGGAGCCUGAGGGACGCUGAGGUGGUGUGCCGACAGCUGGGGUUCCCUGGCGGCGCCCGGCAGGCAACGACUGGAGCCUCCUUCGGUAACGGGACCGGCCCGAUCUGGCUGGACGAUGUCGGCUGCAGGGGAAGUGAGACAUCUGUGCAACUCUGCAGCCACAACGGCUGGGGCACCCAUAGCUGCGGACAUCAUCAGGAUGCGGGGGUUGUCUGUGUCGACAUAAUAGACUGCUACCAAUAUUAUGCGUCAGGACAGAGAACAAACGGAGUCUACACAGUUGAGGUGGCAUCCUCCGGGGUACAGGCAUAUUGUGACAUGGUGCACGAUGAGGCGGAUAACUACCGGCUUUGGUAUCGUUGGAGUUCCGGUACUGCAGGAAACUGGCCUUUCCAUCACGAUCAGAGCUUCUCCACUGUGGACAGGGACAACGACCUCUGGAGCGGCGGCAACUGUUCUCAGGCGGAGGGAGGACAGGGCGGCUGGUGGUUUGGGGAGUGCGGAUUCCCCAACUUCAACGGGUGCUACCGGGGCCAGUGCGGGCCUUCUUGUUCAGGCAGAGAUGGGCUGACGUGGCAAUCCAGCGAAGGCAAGUGGCACCUGUUGAAGUCUGUUGUAAUGAAAAUCAGGCCAGGUUAA
Branchiostoma floridae (Florida lancelet) is the source of this 4293-nucleotide messenger RNA. RefSeq lists its product as uncharacterized. Bases 1 to 4293 code for a protein of 1430 amino acids. The transcript has 19 exons. Lineage: Eukaryota; Metazoa; Chordata; Leptocardii; Amphioxiformes; Branchiostomatidae. The record is from RefSeq and is a predicted model, not a curated record. Gene Ontology annotation, cellular component: membrane.